Messenger RNA from Meriones unguiculatus (Mongolian gerbil), 4973 nucleotides. It is a transcript of the gene Ero1b, whose product is annotated as endoplasmic reticulum oxidoreductase 1 beta. The transcript has 17 exons. The record is from RefSeq and is a predicted model, not a curated record. Gene Ontology annotation, cellular component: endoplasmic reticulum membrane; endoplasmic reticulum. Gene Ontology annotation, biological process: protein folding in endoplasmic reticulum. Bases 225 to 1706 code for a protein of 493 amino acids. Gene Ontology annotation, molecular function: protein-disulfide reductase activity; FAD binding; thiol oxidase activity. NCBI's taxonomy places the organism in Eukaryota, Metazoa, Chordata, Mammalia, Rodentia, Muridae.
ACGUCGGGGGCGGGGCCUCCUGGGAUGAAGCGGGGGCGCGCAGCGCUGGUACAUCAGUAGCUGCUGCUGGGAACCGUGGAGUGUUUCUCUGCCCGAGGCCGGCACUCAGACCUGGAGGCUCCCGGCUCCUAGCUCGCGGUCACUGGCUCCUGGAGUCGUCGUAGCGGAGGCCCGCCGUUCCCUAGCCCGGAGUGGCCGGGGCCACCGCAGCGGCCGAGGUCGCCAUGAGUCCCGGGUUCCGCCGGGCGGUCGCCGGGCAGGGGGCGGCGGCCGCAGUGCAGCUGCUUGUCACUCUGAGCUUCCUCCCAAGUCUUGUCAAGAACCAGGUGACUGGAGUCCUGGAUGAUUGCUUGUGUGACAUUGACAGUAUUGAUAACUUCAACACCUACAAAAUCUUCCCCAAAAUAAAAAAGUUACAAGAACGAGACUAUUUUCGUUAUUACAAGGUUAAUCUGAAGCGACCAUGCCCUUUCUGGGCAGAAGAUGGCCAUUGUUCAAUAAAAGACUGUCAUGUGGAGCCCUGUCCGGAGAGUAAAAUUCCAGUUGGAAUUAAAGCCGGGCAUGCAAAUAAGUACUUGCAGGUGGCAAACACCACCACAGAACUGGAAGACUGUGAGCAGGCUAACAAACUGGGCGCCGUCAACAGCACAUUAAGUAAUGAAAGCAAAGAAGCAUUCAUUGACUGGGCGAGAUACGACGAUUCACAGGAUCACUUUUGUGAACUUGAUGAUGAGCGGUCUCCAGCUGCACAGUACGUGGACCUGCUGCUGAACCCGGAGCGGUACACUGGCUACAAGGGCUCCUCGGCAUGGCGGGUGUGGAACAGCAUCUACGAGGAAAACUGCUUCAAGCCCCGAUCUGUGUAUCGUCCUUUAAAUCCUCUGGCGCCCAGCCGAGGGGAAGAUGAUGGAGAAUCGUUCUAUACAUGGCUAGAAGGUUUAUGUCUUGAGAAAAGAGUCUUCUAUAAGCUUAUAUCGGGACUUCAUGCCAGCAUCAAUUUACAUCUGUGUGCAAAUUAUCUUCUGGAAGAAACCUGGGGUAAACCUAGUUGGGGACCUAACAUCAAAGAAUUUAAACGUCGCUUUGACCCUGUGGAAACAAAGGGGGAAGGUCCAAGAAGGCUGAAGAAUCUGUACUUUUUAUACUUGAUAGAGCUUCGUGCUUUGUCAAAGGUGGCCCCUUAUUUUGAGCGCUCGAUUGUUGAUCUUUAUACUGGCAACUUGGAAGAAGAUGCUGACACCAAGACCCUUCUGCUCAGCAUCUUUCAGGACACAAAGUCCUUUCCCAUGCACUUCGAUGAGAAAUCCAUGUUUGCAGGUGACAAAAAGGGGGCCAAGUCAUUAAAGGAGGAAUUCCGGUUACAUUUCAAGAACAUCUCCCGCAUCAUGGACUGUGUUGGGUGUGAUAAAUGCAGAUUGUGGGGAAAAUUGCAGACUCAGGGUUUAGGAACAGCCUUGAAGAUACUAUUCUCUGAAAAAGAAAUCCAAAAACUUCCGGAGAACAGUCCAUCUAAAGGCUUCCAGCUCACUCGGCAGGAAAUAGUUGCUCUUUUAAACGCUUUUGGAAGGCUUUCUACAAGCAUAACAGAAUUACAGAACUUUAAAGCGUUAUUGCAGAACAGGAGGCUCUCUGAAGACAGCCCCGGGCACAGUCUGGCUGGCGUCUGUGCAGACGACUCCUCAGGACGCUAUCUUAAAUAUCAUUAAAAUGGCUAUCUUCCUUUCAUCACAAAGCAAAGCACAUCGGGAAAGUACCAAAAGGAUAAAGUGUGGUGAAAAGAAAGGGCACUACAGAGCGUCGUGGAGCACUGAGGAGCAUCACGGAGCACCGCCAAGCAUGGCAGCGCGCCAUCCAGCAUCACAGGCCACUAUGAUAUAUUAUCCAGCACCACGGACCAUGGCACCUGCUGCCAGCUCUGGGUGUGGAUCCCCGUAUUCCACUUCCUAUCUGGAUGCCACAGCAGAACCAACAAACCUCCAUUUCCCUUCUCUCCUGCUGCCCACCAUCUGCCUCGGCCCAGUACACCAUGAGAAGAGGGUAUGGGGUGCAGGCUAGAUCCACAAAUCCCUGUCUGGUCCUUAAACAGGCUGAUCUUUCCACCUGUAACCUCCCUUUUCUAGAUUUCUGGGUAGCAAAACCUGUUCUAGCACCUUCGGGAUCUGACAAUCUUUACCUCCUAGUGCUAAGAUCACAAGCAUCCAUGCCAAGCCACACUUAAAAAAAAAAUUCUGAGGAUCAAAUGCAGGUCUUGACUGAGCCAGAUCUCCAGAUACAAGUCUUAAAGGGGCUGGAACAAAGACUCACAACAAUUUACAGGAAACAUGUAUAAUCUAAAUACAAUCUAAUCUAAUUUAUAACUUAUGCUUAAAGUUAGAAAGUGUGUGUGUGUGUGUGUGUGUGUAUGGGGGGGCGGUCAGGUGCCACAGCACACCUAUGGAAAUCAGAGGACAAUUAUGAUAGUUCUUUCUACCACGUAGGUUCUGGGGAUAGGACUCAGGUCAUCAGCUUGCCAGCAAGCACCUUUACCCACUGAGCAAUCUUGCCAGCCCAUUUAUGAGAAUUUUUGAGCCAUUGACGAUUGAAUCCAUGGGUGUGGAUUAUAUUUAAAUGAAGUCUCUGUGUACAUUUUUCUUGUGACCCGAUGAUUCACUUUUCCAGUAUUUUGUACCCACGGUGGUGAAGUACUUUGGGCAAGACCACAAAACACAAAGAAUGCCAUGUGCCCCAGCCCUCUCUUCAGCCCUUUCUUACUAUGUCUCCAAAGCCAAACCUGACCAUCAUUGCUCACCUCUGAUGACACAGGGUCUUAUUAGCCCAGAUUAGCUCCAAUUCACUCCGGAGCACAGGGAGGCUUCAAACACAAGAUUCUGCCUCAUCAUCCCGAGCACAGAGGUUACACAAGCAUACCUGAGCCAAAUCUGACCUUUCUAAGCUUUGGAGCGUGACCAAUUUUUCUGACAAUGCAGGAGGAGCGUGCACUGUUAGCUUUUGUCACAGACUGCGUAUGUCACUCAAGGUCUCUCCUGACCAUGUUCCUCUCUUGGGCUCCUAGAAUAAACCAGUACAACCUCAAACUCGGUGCCCAGCUGAGGUGAUUUUGGAUUUCUGAUCCUUCUGCUUUUACCUCUAGAGUCCAGAGAUCACAGGUGUGCACCACAAGUGGUUUUUACUGUCCUCAGGGCUGGACUCAGGCUUUGUGCAUGCUAGGCGAGGACUGACCAAAAGCUACAUUGUUUUAACUAGUGCUUGAAGCCAGCAUGAUUGUGCAUACCCACCAAGCCAGCAAGCCGGAGGCUGAGGAAGAAGCACAGAGAGUGCAAGGCAAACUGGGAGGACAUGUGUGUACUGUCCCACAGGACCCCUGCAAAUCCUAUCUAUGUGCAGGCUCCUGCGAACAAUGGAAAGCAUUCCAUCAGGCAAACAGGACCACUGCAGCGUUGUCUGGGUGUUUACAGAGGGGUCAAUGUGCACACCUCAGCUGGCAAAACAGGUUUCUUGUGCAAACGCGUCACCUUCUGUCUGAGAAGCAGAAGUUGUUUUGGGGGUACUUACCGAUAUUUGAGUAACUCUGGAGAAUAUUUGGACUUGGCCUUGAAAAUCACCUGCAAUGACAGGAAAACAUGGAAGGUUGGGGCGCAAAGUAUGGACGGCAACGAGAUGUCACCGUCACCUAGGAUCCCCCUCCUUCUACAGCAAGAUGCCAGACACUUUUCCUGUGAAAGAAGCAGUCCUCAAGAGGCUAGAAAGGGUGCCAAGUUCAAGGACUGCCUGGGCUACACAGCGAUUUUGAAGACAGCUUCAGCAACUGAGUGAACCUUGUCUUGAAAAGUAAAAUAAGGACGGGGUUCUAGCUCAGUGGCCAAGUUGUUGCCUAACACUCACAGGGUCUGAAAAAAAACAAAACCAAACCCCAGGAGUCUUUGUUAAAAUAUCCAGUGAAGAAGAGAGAGGAACUACAUUAUUUUCAAAGAGUGUUUUUGAGGCAGGCAUGGUGGUCUAUGCCCACCAUUCUCACACUCAGGAGAUUCAAAUAUUUGAAGCCAGCCAAGGCAAGACUCUGUCACAAUGAAGAAGAACAACAACAAACUGUUGAUCUUAUCUUGGGAAUACGUAAUUUUAUUUCAUGUUGUGCCACAAUUGGAGGUUCAUUCAAAGCAUGUAACAUUCUCUAACUAUACAAGGUCCAGUGCCUCUGGGAGCUGCAUUGCCAGCCGGGGCACAAGUGAGUGGCUCUAUCCAAUGGGCUCAGCUCCAUGAAUGCUGCUGUCAGCAAAGAGAAAGCAAAGGCCAGCCCUGCUUUCAAUGGCUUACAGUCCCACUGCAGAAGAAGGGCCCAGAUAUACAGAACCACAAAGAAGUCUCUUACAGCAGCUGGUGGGAGCACAGGCCUACAGGCCACGGAAUCAGCCUCAGACUGGGACACCAGCUCCUAUCUGCUCUCGGCAUGUGCUGCAGCUGUAGCCUAGGUCACAUGGUGACACUGGAGAGACUGUGAGAGCAUUAGAGUGAACCCAGGACUCCUGUGGAGUCAAGCUCACUUUUAGCCUUGGCCAGUGCUGUUGUCUCUUUCCCAUGGGAUCUGCAGAAUGAUGUCUUUGCUCAAGAGAUAUAAAAAACCCCAACAGUCCCCCAGCCCACCUUAUACAAACUAUAAGCCUUAUAAAUAAGGAAACUUUUUUUUUCUUCCAAUAGUCACUGAUCCUGGAGCUCGGCCUGCCCACUUUCAGUGAAGGAGACACUGAAUGGAAUCAGGUGGGACCCGACAACCCUAGCCAAGACCCAUAAAAAUCCUUUCCCAGUCCCACUCUGUAAAGGACAGAGUUCCCAGUUCUGGCACACAUGCCUUGUAAGUGUUCACCUACUUCAUCUCAACAAUUACACCUGUGAGAAUUCACACUGAGACAGAACCCAUCAUGCUGUUCCAACAGAACUGGUACUCAAUUUAUAAUAAACGUUAUCAGAAAUUGGAAAAA